AAAUUAUGCAAAUCUAUAAUUAAAAAUGUAGGAUUCAUUUUAUGUCGAUUAUUCAACAUCAGAAACUAAGCCAUAAAAAAUAUAAAAACAACUUAAAAAUCCAAGUGAAGCUAAAAAUAUACCAAAAAAUGUAGGUGGUCUUCUGAAAAAUCAUUUUGGUAAUAUUUUUAUCUAAUAAUGCUAUAGUUAACAGAUGUUAUCCAUAAGUAAAAGAUAAUAAAGUUAUAAAGAAUUUCAUUUAGUUGUAAUAAAAGAAAAAAAAUUACACAAGGGAGGACAUUAAAAAGGUUUUGGAAAAUGAUGAAGCUGCCUUAAUUGCUAAAAAAUACUUUUCAAGCUUCGAUAUAAUUGAAGACAUACUUCAUUCUGAAAAAGUACCAGAAAUAACAACUUUGUUAAAAUACAUUCGAAAAUUUUUUAUUGCUUCAUACUACCCAGAGACUCUCUCAACAUUAAAAUUAAAUCAACAUAAUGAUCUUUUUUGAUUUUUUAUUUCACUUUUUAUAUUUUGCCUCCAUA
Molecule: messenger RNA, 519 nt
Organism: Paramecium sonneborni
Lineage: Eukaryota; Ciliophora; Oligohymenophorea; Peniculida; Parameciidae
Source: the annotation of a GenBank genome assembly